AUGGACCCAUUGUUGAACUACGAUCAUGCUGUUGGCCAUGGUUUGGCAUCUUCUGAUCAGGAACAAAAAAGACAGCAACAGAAUGAUAAAAAGACCAAAAGAAAGGAGCAACGUGCAGUAAAACAGCAACAGCCUCAGCAGUCCAUGCAACCACCAGCUAUGCAGCAACCUAUGUUUGUUCCGCAGUUUCCAUACUAUCCGAUGCAUCAACAAAUACCCUCUCCGAUGAAUGUUCAUAUGGCUUGGUCAUCUCAUGUUGCACCAAAUGGGACGACUUACUAUUACAAUAGUGUGACUCGUGAAAGCACCUGGAAAGCACCUCCCAUCAUGCCUGUUGAGCCUAAUCAGUCUGGUAAUGACCAACAACAGGACGAGCCAUUGAAUUACACUGAUACUAAAUCCGAUGUUAUUCCAGACAGUUUUAAUAAUAAUACUGAUUCAAAUAACCUCGAAAAGUCAAAUAUCACUUUAUCACCUAAACUGCCCAAGCAAGAUCUGGAAAUCAGUUCAGACAAUAGUUUGGAUUCAGAUGAUAAAUCUGAAGAUCAAGAUUCAAACGAUGAUUCUAACUCGGAUUCAAGCGAGGAAAAUGAUCAGACUAUGUCAGAGCGUGCCAUUGCCAUGAAGGUGAUUCCAGAUACCAGCUGGGCGAUCGUGCUUACCAACAUGAAUCACGAAUUUUACUUUGAACAAGAGUCCAACGCAGUAUCUUGGGACAUGCCCGAGAAAGUUGUGAAUAUUAUUGGCGAGCUUUUAGCUGAUGCUAUGAAUGUAAAUUUGGAUGAGUAUGCUGAAUCAGAGGCAAAGGAUGAUGACGAUCAAGAUGGCUUACAGUAUGCUCAAGAUGAUGUCCAACUGGAUCAGUCAGAGCUAUUAGAUGCUAAAAAUCAAAUCAACUCUUUAAAACGAACCGCAGAUACAGCAUCUUUUGACCCAACUGACUUUGAACCAGCACAGCAGAUGCCACGCACCACCCAGGAUUUUUUAGAAACUGAAAAUUUGCAAUCUACUUCCAAUGAGCCAAUCUCACCAGAAUUGACACACGCAGAUCGUUUGCAGAGUUUUAAUGAAAUGUUAAAGGAAAUCAACCCUUCGCCAUUUGCAACUUGGGAGUCAGAGGAGACUAAAAUGUGCAACGAUCUUCGAUUUAAAUUAAUUUCAAAUCCCAAAGAAAGGCGAAAGUUAUUUGACAAAUAUUGUGAAAUCCAUGCAACUGCGGCUACAAAGGAAGCUGUUGCUGCAACCAAAGAUGCUCGACAGAUAUAUAUGGGUUUGUUGGAGACAGAAACAACUAUACGAUCAAAAUUCAGCGAUCUAAGUCGUAAAUUUAAACGAGAUCCUCGGUUUACUAAACUCACAAGUACUUACGAACGAGAGUCACUUUUUAAUGCGCAUAUGGAUAAGCUUAAAGAGCGACAGGCUAAACGUCGACAAGAAGAGUCGAAUAAUAUAAAAAGUCACUAUAUUGAUAUGCUCAAGGAAACAAAAUGGAUCAAUUCACGAACAUCAUGGUCGGAUGUAUGCCAAAGUCUUGGUUCUGAUAAACGGUUUUGUGCUGUUUCCUCGCCAAUUCAUCGUGAAACUUGGUUUAGAACUUUUAUUUCUAGCCUGUCUACUUCAUUGCAAUCUAAAUGUGAUGAUCAGACUGCAAGUAUUCGAGAAAGAGAAGAACAGGUUCGCAUUGAACGGUCUACUCAGCAGCGUAAAGCAAGAGCUCAAUUGGAUCAGCUUCAACAUGACGAGGCAGUUGUACGAUUUCAAUCUUUGCUUAUAGACAGUGUCAAAAAACACUCGAUCAAGUUUGAAGAUAUUGAAAAGAGUUUAGAAAAAGAUUCUCGUUACCCACAUCGACUGGAUCUUACUGAUCGUAAAUCUGUAUUUGAAAAGCACACUGAUAUGUUGUUUGAAAAGCGUUUAGCAGCGUUUCACUCGCUGUUGGAUACAGUCACCAAAUUGACUUCAACCUAUGCUGAUCUGGCAUCUUUUUUGAACACAGAUGCAAGAACUAUUCAGCUUGAAGUUGAAUCUGAUUUGGCUCUUGAGCAGAUUUUCAAUUCUUAUAUGGCUAAGAAGCGUAAAGAUGCCAAUGCUGCACUUGAGGUAUCUUUCUCCAAGAAUGCGUUCAUUGACUUUCAUGUUCGUGCUGCUAUACAAAGUGCAAUUGUAGAAGCUGUAGAAAAGGGACUUAAAGAGCCUGCCGAGGGAGAUGAAUGGCGAUGGAUUUCAUUACAUGAGAUCAAGCAAGUAAUGCAAUCGGAACGAACAUGGCUUGUAUUUGAUGCGUUUCCGCUUGAGCGAGAUCGUAUGCUCAUGAAGUAUGUGAAGCAAGUUGCAAAGAGGGUAAGGGAUGAAAAGGGCGGUACUAAAGACAGAGUUGUUGCUAGUUUUGCAUACAUGGAUAGCAAUGAGCAGAAGCAACCUGUCAAGCAUAAAAAGAAAAAUCCUUUGAAUCCUUUGGCCAAAAAGUACGGUCAUCAUGUUUACAAAAAGACAAAGGAGUCUAAAAGUGAUUUAAAGCGGAGCAUCCGAGAUAACGAGAGAUCUCUCAAGCGCAACUUGUCAGCAACACAACGCCAAGAGUUGGAGAGACGGGCAAAGGCACUUCAACUCAAACUAAAGGAAAAGGGUCAGGAAGAAAUCGAGUCUAGACUGUAUGAGCAGUAUAAAUAUGUUCGAUUCGUCGAAACCAAAAAACUGCAUCGAAAGAUUACUCAAACAACAAAGCAAAUUGAAGUUCUGAGCAGUGAGGGUAAAGAUAAUAGCAAACUACAGUCAUCGCUGGAAAGCCUCAAGAUGCAGCUGCUCUAUGUUUCACAUUACCCUUGUGACACCAAGUAUAUUUCUCUUUUUCCAAAAGAGCCGUCUGCACCAGAAUCGCAUACUGCAGUUCUUCAAAAACAAAUCAUGGACAAGAUCCAGCAGGCACAUGAAGCAGGACUACUUGAAAAGGGAUAUUUACUUCGCAUGAACAAUGACCAAGACAGUGACACAUUGAAUGAAACUAAUGCUACAGCAGACAAAGAGAAAAAACAGAUACCAAGCACAGAUCUCGAAGAGCUGGGUAAAGAUGUUCACGAGAGCAAGUCCAAAUCUGGAAAGAAAUACAAAAAGCAAAAAACUAUAUCUACUGCAGAAAAGCCCGACGAAUUUUUUGUAAAUUGA
Molecule: messenger RNA, 3162 nt
Organism: Batrachochytrium dendrobatidis JAM81
Lineage: Eukaryota; Fungi; Chytridiomycota; Chytridiomycetes; Rhizophydiales
Exons: 10
Coding region: 1-3162 (1053 amino acids)
Biological process (GO): rRNA processing
Cellular component (GO): nucleus
Molecular function (GO): RNA polymerase binding; transcription coregulator activity
Source: RefSeq, a predicted model, not a curated record